AUAGAAACAUUUGCAAACGUGAUCGAUUCUAUCUGGCAUCCCAAAUUCUUUAUGGAACAACAAGCAGUCAAAGUAAUGCCGACUCGUGGAUUUAUUAAUGAAAUACUCAAACGUUCAAAGGCAACUUAUUCAACUUUACAAAUCAGCUUAUUUUAUAUUUUUCGAGUUAAAAAGGCAGUUCACUAUAGAUUAUAUCAACGUUCAAAAAACACCAACAUGCCGACGAUGAGCACUAUGGAUGAAUUGAUGUGCUGCGGAAGACGCAUGUUUUUGGCCUCUCUUAUGCUUGCUUCAAAGUAUCUUCACGACAAGAACUAUCAGAACAAAGCAUGGUCACAAAUAACUGGACUUGAUAUAAAAGAAAUUAAUGCUGCGGAAAUGGCGUUCUUGACGUUGAUCGAUUAUCGACUUUACGUAUCAAAGCCAACUUUCGAUAAAUGGUAUACUCAACUACAUGGACACAUUCAGAGAAGCUGUAAGGUACAAUUAACACAAUCAGAACAGCCAGAAAAGAUUCCUUGUACAAUCCCUUCUCCACCUCCCGAAAUGCAGCAACAAUUAGCUCCACUUUCGCCUCCUUCAGAGAAGGGACCCAACUGUAUUACUUAUCAACGAUCUGAUUCUGGUGUCUCUUUUAUGUCACCUCCUCAACAGGAUGAAGAGUUUACAUCCAAAAAGAGACAGUGGAAUGAUCAAAGCAGUGAAGAGUCUGAUUUUUUUUGCACAACCAAGCGGCUUUGUCAAUAGCAUCACAUUAUUAUUACCCUUUGUACAUUACAGUGUUCUUCUCUUUAUCCCUCUUUCUCUCUCUCUUUUUCUCUUUAUUAUUCAUAUAUAUACACACACAAUCAAUCAAUCUCACACA
Rhizopus microsporus ATCC 52813 is the source of this 865-nucleotide messenger RNA. RefSeq lists its product as uncharacterized. Gene Ontology annotation, molecular function: protein kinase binding; cyclin-dependent protein serine/threonine kinase regulator activity. The coding region runs from base 52 to 747 and encodes 231 amino acids. The transcript has a single exon. NCBI's taxonomy places the organism in Eukaryota, Fungi, Mucoromycota, Mucoromycetes, Mucorales, Rhizopodaceae. Gene Ontology annotation, biological process: regulation of cyclin-dependent protein serine/threonine kinase activity. The record is from RefSeq and is a predicted model, not a curated record. Gene Ontology annotation, cellular component: nucleus; cyclin-dependent protein kinase holoenzyme complex.